Molecule: messenger RNA, 1491 nt
Organism: Anolis sagrei ordinatus
Lineage: Eukaryota; Metazoa; Chordata; Lepidosauria; Squamata; Anolidae
Source: RefSeq, a predicted model, not a curated record
AAAUAAACAGAGGAGGGAUCCCACGCAGGCCAGAGAUCGGGUUCGUCUUUCCAUUGGCAUGGCAGCUGUGGGCAUUUAACUCUGGAAACCGAGACUCCUCCAAAUAGUAGAAAUGAAGCUGUUUAUGAUCAUCUUGCUUUGCGUGGCUGCAUUCCCUAGAAGGCUGCGAUGUGAUACCAAUGGCUGCGUCACCUCCUUGAAACGGGACAUUCUGAAGCUGAUGGUCAAAUGGGAAGAUGCCACCUGCCUCCAGAGCCAGCAAGGGCUGCCCCCCAACCUCCUCCAGACGUUGCCCCGAAGCUGCAAGGAGAUCAAAACAGCCCUGGAAGGAGCUGGCGAUGGGUUGUAUUUCCUGGAAACAGAAGAAGGUGAGAUCUACCAAACCUUCUGCGACAUGACCACCCACGGAGGUGGCUGGACCCUGGUGGCCAGCAUCCACGAGAACAACAUCUAUGGGAAAUGCACCCUGGGCGACCGCUGGACCAGCCAACAGGGCAACAACGCCAAUUACCCCAAAGGGGAAGGGAACUGGGACAAGAACACCACGUUCGGGACUGCGGUGGGUUCGACCAGCGACGACUACAAGAACCCUGGCUACUACGACCUUGAGGCAAGGGACAUGGCCAUAUGGCACGUCCCCAACAACAGCCCCAUGAGGGAAUGGCGGGGGUCCGCUAUCUUGAGGUACCACACCGAGACGGGCUUCUUGUCUGCGGAAGGAGGCAACCUUCUCCGGCUCUACCAGCAAUACCCAGUGACGUACGGCAUCGGCAGCUGCCCGGCAAACAAUGGCCCAGUUGUGCCUGUCGUCUAUGACACUGGAAACGAGAAGCAGACCGCCUUCUACUACUCUCCAAAUUCGAGAAAUGAGUUUGUUGCUGGAUACAUACAGUUCCGGGUGUUUAAUAAUGAGAAGGCCGCCAUGGCUCUUUGCGCAGGAAUCAAAGCCACCGGUUGCAAUACGGAGAUGUUUUGUGUCGGUGGCGGAGGGUAUUUCCCGGAAUCCAGUCCGCGGCAGUGCGGGGACUAUACCGCUUUCGAAUGGGACGGCUACGGUUCCCAUUCAGGCUGGAGCGUCUCCAAAGAGUUGCUGGAAUCUGCGAUGCUCAUCUUCUACCGAUGAGUCUCUCAUGGAAGAUGGAGACCCUUCGAAACAAAGGAAACAAAGGCUUGCUCUGAGUUGUAAAAGGAAUGCAGCUUGGCCCCCUGGCUCAAUGCUUUGGAGUCUUGGGAGUUGUAGUUUGGAAAGGCACUCUCCAGAGCUCCAGUGUCCGGAGCUCUUCUCUGCACUCUUGGGCAGAGAAGAGCUCAGAAAACAAGUCCCAGGUCCUCAAAGAACUACAACUCGCAGGUUCCCAAAAGACCCUGGGAAACUACAGCUCCCGGGAAACCAUAGCCUUGAGCCUUGGCCAAUCCAAGUAGGGGUCAAACUGCAUUCAUUUUCCUUCCUGUCUGGUUUUUUCAAUCUAUAUAAAUAAAAAUGUAAUGUUC